Messenger RNA from Colletotrichum lupini, 1746 nucleotides. RefSeq names its product major facilitator superfamily transporter. The transcript has 2 exons. The coding region runs from base 1 to 1746 and encodes 581 amino acids. Gene Ontology annotation, biological process: transmembrane transport. The record is from RefSeq and is a predicted model, not a curated record. Gene Ontology annotation, molecular function: transmembrane transporter activity. NCBI's taxonomy places the organism in Eukaryota, Fungi, Ascomycota, Sordariomycetes, Glomerellales, Glomerellaceae.
AUGGCGUCGGCGCCGCACUCAUCAUCAUCGUCCAUCACGGCGACCGAGGCCGAUGUCGAGGCCCAGAAACCCGUGAACAAGGCCAACUACUUUCACCUCCUCUUCGACCAGGCCGGCGUGACAGAGGCCGUCCUCCAACGGAAAUACCCCGGACAAGGCACCCACGAGGCUCCCUUUGUCGUUGACUUCCUCCCCGAGGAUGCCCACAACCCCCAGACCUUCCCCAAGUGGAAGAAGUGGACUUACACCAUCGAGCAGGCCAUCGCCACCCUGGCCGUCGCCUUUGUGAGCACGGCCUUCUCUGGAGGUAUCGCAGAGGUUAUUCGCGACUUCAAGGUGUCGACCGAAAUUGGUAUCCUGGGCGUCUCCCUCUUCGUUGUUGGCUUCGCCGUCGGUCCUCUCAUGUGGGCACCCCUUUCUGAGCUGUACGGACGUCAGUAUCUCUUCAUCGCCACCUACAUCGCCCUCACUGCCUUCAACGCCGGUGCCGCCGGUGCGCAAAACAUUGAGACGCUCAUCAUCCUACGCUUCUUCGCCGGCACCUUUGGUGCUUCGCCUAUGACCAACGCCGGCGGUGUUAUUGCCGACAUGUUCAACGCCCAAGAGCGCGGCCUGGCCACGGCCAUCUUUGCUGCCGCUCCUUUCCUCGGCCCGUCUAUUGGCCCCAUUGUUGGUGGUUUCCUCGGCGUCGCGGAAGGCUGGCGCUGGAUCGAGGGCCUCAUGGCCAUCUUCACCGGUGUCGUCCUCAUCGUCGUCGCCCUGACCGUCCCCGAGACGUACGCGCCCGUCCUCCUCCGCCGCCGCGCCGAUAAGCUCGCCAAGAUCACGGGCAAGAACUACAUUUCAAAGUACGAGGCCCACGCGCCCCGCAAGACCGCCGUCGAGCAGUUCAAGGUCGCCCUCUCCCGCCCCUGGAUCCUCCUCUUCAGGGAGCCCAUCGUCCUCUUGACCUCCAUCUACAUGGCCAUCGUCUACGGCACCCUCUACAUGCUCUUCGCCGCCUUCCCCAUCGUCUUCCAGCGCGGCCGCGGCUGGUCCCCUGGCGUCGGCGGCCUGGCCUUCCUCGGUGUCGCCGUCGGCAUGGUCUUUGCCGUCGUCUAUACCGGCUUCGACAGCCGCCGCUAUCUCAAGGUCUCUGCCGCCCACGGCGGCUUCGCCCCGCCCGAGGCCCGUCUCCCGCCAUCCAUGGUCGGAGCCUGCCUCCUUCCCAUCGGCCUCUUCUGGUUCGCCUGGACCAACGGCCCCGAGAUCCACUGGGUCGUCUCCAUCAUCGCCUCGGGCUUCUUCGCCGCGGGUCUCGUCCUCGUCUUCCUCAGCUUGCUCAACUACCUCGUCGACUCGUACGUCAUCUUCGCCGCCUCCGUCCUGGCCGCCAACUCGGUCAUGCGGUCCCUCUUCGGCGCCGCCUUCCCCCUCUUCACCACGCAAAUGUACGAGAACCUCGGCAUCCACUGGGCCUCGUCCAUCCCGGCCUUCCUCGCCCUCGCCUGUCUGCCGGUCCCCUUCCUCUUUUACAAGUUCGGUCCCGCCAUCCGCGCAAAGUGCGCCUUCGCCGCCGAGGCCGCUGAAGUGCUGGAGCGCAUGCGCAAGACGCACGAGGAGGUCAACGAGGAUGACGCCAUGGCCGAGGAGCGGGCGCACGAGAAGGAGCACAAGCGCAGCAAGUCCGUCUCUGCCAGCGACGGCGGUGUUUUGUCCGAUGACGAGCGGACCGUCCAGGGUGAGCCUGAGACUCCCAAGGCUUAA